Scomber scombrus (Atlantic mackerel) is the source of this 3315-nucleotide messenger RNA. It is a transcript of the gene exoc2, whose product is annotated as exocyst complex component 2. The coding region runs from base 91 to 2859 and encodes 922 amino acids. Gene Ontology annotation, cellular component: exocyst. Gene Ontology annotation, biological process: Golgi to plasma membrane transport; exocytosis. The transcript is spliced from 28 exons. NCBI's taxonomy places the organism in Eukaryota, Metazoa, Chordata, Actinopteri, Scombriformes, Scombridae. The record is from RefSeq and is a predicted model, not a curated record.
GCUGAUACAGGAAACACUCGAGCAGGUCCAGCCGUUGCAAACUGUGUUGACCGACCCCAGCGGCUGAUCCCAGUCUGAUUCAGGGCCACCAUGUCUCGUGCCCGUCAGCCCCCGCUGGUCACGGGCAUCUCGCCCAAGGAGGGUGCGGCCUGGACCAAAGUCACCAUCCGUGGAGAAAACCUGGGCACGGGCCCAGCUGACCUCAUUGGUCUGUCAAUCUGUGGCCACAACUGCCUGCUGACAGCCGAGUGGAUGUCGGCCAGCAAGAUAGUGUGCCGCGUGGGCCCCGCCAAAGACGACAAGGGAGAGAUCAUCGUCACCACCAAGUCCGGAGGUCUCGGCACCUCCACGGUCUCGUUCAAACUGCUCAGGCCGGAGAGGAUUGGUAUCCUGGACCAGUCUGCUGUGUGGGUGGAUGAGAUGAACUACUACGACAUGAGGACCGACCGCAACAAAGGCAUCUCCCCCCUCUCCCUGAGACCCAGCAAUCCACUGGGCAUCGACGUAGACAAAGGUAAAAUCCCACAGAAAGACAUGGAGCUGACCUUUCCAGGGAUGAGUGGAGACUUCACCAGUGAGAACUUCUCGGCCACCUGGUACCUCAUCGACAACCACGCAGGCAGCAGUUUCGAGCACUUGAAGAUGGCGGCCAGUAAUCUGAAGAAGCAGGCUACUAAGAAGAAUGAAGGGAGUCUGGCCUACGUGAAAGGAGGCCUCAGUACGUUCUUUGAGGCUCAGGAUGCUCUGGCAGCCAUCCACCAGAAGCUGGAGUCAGAUGGUACAGAGAGAGUGGAGGGAUCAAUGACCCAACGACUGGAAAACAUCCUCAACAAGGCGAGCGAUACUGCAGAUACUCUUUUCCAGGAGGUCUUGGGGAGGAAAGACAAGGCCGACUCCACACGCAAUGCACUCAACGUCCUGCAACGUUUCAAGUUUCUCUUCAACCUGCCACUCAACAUUGAACGUAAUAUCCAGAAGGGAGAUUAUGAUGUGGUGAUCAAUGACUACGAGAAAGCUAAAUCUCUUUUCGGCAAUACUGAGGUCCCGGUUUUCAAAAAAGUGUACGCUGAGGUUGAGACGAGGAUCAGGGCUCUUAGGAGUCUUUUAUUGGAGAAGCUGCUGGAGACUCCAUCAACACUGCACGACCAGAAGAGAUACAUCAGGUACCUCUCUGACCUGCAUGCCCCAGGCGACCCAGCAUGGCAGUGCAUCUACGCUCAGCACAAGUGGAUUCUGCAGCUCAUGCAAAACUGCAGAGAUGAGUUCAUCAGUGGCCAGAGAGUGGGUGUCGGAGCUCUGGAUCCGGAGGGGGAUACCCGUCCGUCGGCCCUGGGCAGGCUCAGCCACACUGCGUCUCUGAAGAGAGGGGGCAGCCUGCGAACGCCAAGACCCAGCAUGUGUCGCUUCGAGACUCCGCAGCAGGUGCAGUUUGUGGAGAAGCUGUCGGACGUGGUGAUUGGUCAGCUGCCUAACUUCUGGAAGCUUUGGAUCUCUUACGUUAACGGGAGUCUUUUUAGCGAGACUGGUGAGAAAUCUGGACAGGUGGAAAAAUCCAAGAAGAACGCCAGACAGAGACAGAAUGACUUCAAAAAAAUGAUCGAGGAAUUGACUAAUCGGCUGGUUAAGCUGGUUCGGGGAGCCCUUCUCCCCUCCACUCUGUCACAGGGGGAGCUGAACUGUUACGGAGGCUGGGAGAACAAGACGGAGCUCACCGGAGCCUGGCUCACACAAAUCAUUCACAUUGUCAGAGGUUGCCACGAGGCGCUGUCCGCCCUCGAGAUCCCAAAUGAUUUGCUGCAGGUGCUCCAGGAUCUGCUGCUGGACUUGAGAGUCCAGUGCCUCAUCGUGACUCUGCUGCACACUGCAGAAGAUGUCAAGAGGCUCGCUGAGAAAGAGGACUGGGUUGUAGAUAAUGAAGGCAUCACUAGUCUGCCGUCGCAGUUUGAACAGUGCAUGAUCCAGAUGCUGCAGUCCCUCAAAGAACCUCUGGACACCAAACCGGGAGAGAUCAAUGUGCUGCAGCUGGACCAAGUCCAGGACCAAGCCUCCGAGCUCAGUGUGAGCAUCAUGAAGGUUUUCAUCCACUGCUUGGAGCAGCUGAGCACUAAGAAAGAUGGAGAUAUGAAUUCAUCUCACAAUAUUUCAGUGGAUUUGUCAUCUCCGGAUCGUUUUACCAGCAUUCAAGAGGGCUUCAGUCCAACAUCUGAGCAACGUCUGCUGAUCAUCCUCAGUAACUGCCAGUAUCUGGAGAGACGCACCUUCUUGAACCUGGCUCAUUACUUUGAGAAACACGGACUCACAGGAACCGAGAAGAUCACACGGGUGAGUGUGGACGCUGUGAGGGAGCUGGACAGGAAUCUAUUUGAGGCCUACAUCGAGAGGCGUGCCGAUCCCAUCGCUGGUUCUCUGGAGCCGGGCAUCUACGCCGGAUACUUUGACUGGAGAGACUGCCAAACACCUUCAGGUGUCAGGAACUACCUAAAGGAAGCGCUGGUCAACAUCAUCACAGUUCACGCUGAGGUCUUCACAGUCUCUAAGGAUCUGGUUCCUCGGGUUUUGUCUAAAAUUGUCGAGUCAGUAGCGGACGAGAUGUGCCGCCUUAUGCAGUGCGUCUCCUCCUUCAGCAAAAACGGAGCCCUGCAGGCACGACUUGAACUCUGUGCUCUGAGAGAUGCCAUAGCCACAUACCUAAACGCUGAAAGCAAUGCCAGCUUCAAACUGGCUUUAGACGCCCUGCCUCAGUUGCACAACGGAGCUGAUAAGAAGUUGCUGGAGGAGCAGCUGAAUAAGUUUAAGAGCAGCAUGCAGCUACAGCUCACCUGCUUCCAGGCCUCCUCUGUCCAGCCAGUGAAGAGAUAAACCCCCUUUCUGCGCUGUCAUACUUCCUUAUCCGUCUGCGAAUCGACUCCUAUCUUUUUCAGUUAUCACUUUAUUGUUUACUCAUCACUAUAUUCGGUGUCACUUUCAAUUUCUGCUUCACUAGGCUCAACAUGCAUGUCUGAUUGUCUAAUCUUGUAACACACUAAAUGAGUCGAUUUCAUUGUUACUGUGCAGGACAGUCCCAUUCAUUUGGGUUAUGCUAAUUUUGCACAUGCACCAAUUGUUAAACAGAGAGCAUGCAAGUUAGGUGGCUUUGAGGACGCUGUUGGGUCACCACUGGUUUUAUAAGACCAUCACCAGUUACAAGCUAGAAUCUCCAACGUCUCUAUUAGUACUAACCCUAAACUAUGUGUCCGGAUCACGCCUUGUACUGUGCCAUCUUAAUCACUCAAUAAAAUUAGGUGAAGUACUCUUAAAUUAAAUGUGAUGUUUUCA